This is a messenger RNA of Lingula anatina, 798 nucleotides long. Its product is annotated as 1-phosphatidylinositol 4,5-bisphosphate phosphodiesterase delta-1. Gene Ontology annotation, molecular function: phosphatidylinositol-4,5-bisphosphate phospholipase C activity; calcium ion binding. Gene Ontology annotation, cellular component: plasma membrane. The record is from RefSeq and is a predicted model, not a curated record. Gene Ontology annotation, biological process: intracellular signal transduction; lipid metabolic process. NCBI's taxonomy places the organism in Eukaryota, Metazoa, Brachiopoda, Lingulata, Lingulida, Lingulidae.
UCUGUUACCGCACCGCGUUUUGAAACCUCACCGCUUUAUACAACAUAAGUAAGACGUGAGUACGCGUCUUGCAACGGCGACGCAUUUUACCAACACUGAUUCGAAACUUGUACCAGGUCGAAGUUGUAUGUGGUACUGAUCUCUUUUAAUAUAUUUUGUAUAUUUGAGUUGGACUGACAACGCAAGGGCACAGGUUAUAUCGUUAUGGCGGAAGCAGCCCCCGCAAAAGGAGAAGAAUUACAGACACUUUUACACAAAGGAUGUCAUUUUCUGAAGAUGCGCUCUCGUGGACGCACGUACAAAAGAUUCUACGUCGUGGACGAACAAAACAGACUAGUGUACGAUGGCUCCAAGAAGCCAGGAAGAAAAAAGAACGAGGAAAUCGUCGUUGAUAUAUCUGACAUAACAGAUAUAAGGGAAGGGUGGGAGACAGAAACCUUCAAGCAAAAGAAGAAAAAGAAUGUGCAGCAAACCUGCUGCUUUUCUCUGGUCUUUGGACCAAAAGACAAAACGUUAGACCUAGUUGCUGACACGGAAGAACUAAGAGACAAGUGGGUGAAGGGGCUGCGAUUCAUGCGCAAGAAAAAGAAAGGAGGAGAAAUUACUAGUCACUUUGAAGAUGAUAUUAAUGUGGCGCACUUGAUGUCUGCAUACACUAUUGCUGGCUUCAACAUCUCAACAUGGAUUUUUUACAAGUACAGUNAAGGGUUGGGUUUUUGUAUAAUCCUUCAGUCUUUCUGCAUCAUCUUCAGUGUCACGGACAACAUCCUUUGGUUUAUGACCUUCUUUGGAAGGUAA